Molecule: messenger RNA, 3063 nt
Organism: Pungitius pungitius (ninespine stickleback)
Lineage: Eukaryota; Metazoa; Chordata; Actinopteri; Perciformes; Gasterosteidae
Gene: rab3aa
Product: RAB3A, member RAS oncogene family, a
Exons: 5
Coding region: 195-854 (219 amino acids)
Biological process (GO): regulation of exocytosis; regulation of synaptic vesicle fusion to presynaptic active zone membrane; protein localization to plasma membrane
Cellular component (GO): endosome; synaptic vesicle; plasma membrane
Molecular function (GO): GTP binding; myosin V binding; GTPase activity
Source: RefSeq, a predicted model, not a curated record
AAUUGACACUUGAAUGAAUAAUGAAUAAUUUGCCUAGGGCCGGGCUCUGUGUGAAUGAACGGGUGCUCUUCCCUGAUUGGCCAAUAGUCCUGCCAAUCAUCCUUACACUCUACCCGCUUAUGUUACUGCAGGUGCAAAGCUGGACUCUUGGCUAGCCGCUGCUGGGAAGCCGAGGAUAAAACACAGAGGAAACGAUGGCGUCUGCAAAUGCCACCUACGGACAGAAGGAGUCCUCGGACCAGAACUUUGAUUACAUGUUUAAAAUCCUCAUCAUUGGCAACAGCAGCGUAGGAAAGACUUCCUUCCUUUUCCGCUACGCGGACGACUCAUUCACUCCAGCCUUUGUCAGCACAGUGGGCAUCGACUUCAAGGUGAAGACCAUCUACAGGAACGACAAGAGGAUAAAGCUGCAGAUAUGGGACACUGCUGGCCAGGAGCGCUACAGGACAAUCACAACAGCUUACUACAGGGGAGCCAUGGGCUUCAUCCUCAUGUAUGACAUCACCAACGAGGAGUCCUUCAACGCCGUCCAAGACUGGUCGACCCAGAUCAAGACGUACUCAUGGGACAAUGCCCAGGUCCUCCUGGUGGGGAACAAGUGUGAUAUGGAGGACGAACGGGUGGUGGCCUCAGAGAGGGGCCGACAGCUGUCAGAACAGCUGGGUUUUGAGCACUUUCAAGCAAGUGCUAAAGAUAACAUUAACGUGAAGCAGACCUUUGAGCGGCUGGUGGACAUCAUCUGUGAGAGGAUGUCAGACAGUUUGGACAACAACGACCCGACUGUAACUGGCACUAAACAGGGACCGCAGCUCAGUGAGCAGCCGCAGAGGUCCCAUCAGGAUUGUGCUUGCUAAACAUGACCACACAUGCGCGCACACACACACACACACAUUCACACAGUCACAGUCUGCCAUCCUAAAGUCCACACAACAGGUUUUUUUUAGGUUUCUUCUCUACUUUCGGUUUCUUCUUAUUUGCACAUUUAUUACACACACACACACACACACACACACACACUGCCGUACAGAUAAACACAACCUGACUGCUUGAGCGCUCCACCCCUCUAUCUACAGGAAGAGCUUUGUCCACAUCUCAGUCAUACAGAGAUUGUGUGUCUGUGCUAACUUAGUCAGGGGGUGAAGAACAAUUAACAGAGGUACAAUCCCCUGUCUUUCUUUCUUUCUUUCUUACUUGAACACAUUUACACACACAAACGCACACAAGCAAUCCUUAUCUUAACAUACUUCUAAAAGACCAGUGAAGGCUGAGACUCCAUCAUUCCUUGUUGACGUGUGCGAUUGGGGUUUUACUAUAAAAGGAUGUGGAUCCUCCAAUCGAAGGCCCCGCUCGGCACACCUCAAACCUAUAUGGAUACGACUUUGUUUUACUUUCAGUCCCAUUGAAAAUAUACAUUUGUUACUGUGGAUACUGUUUUUCUUUUCUUUUUUUAAAUAUAUACAUAUUUUUGAGUUUGUUGGGUGUAGUUUUGAGCAUGUGAAACCACUGGCUCUGGUCAGUGUUGUGAUUGACUUUCUUCAAAUGGUUGCGGUCUGAGUUGGACGUCCACAUGGGGUCAUUUAAAAAAAUCAAAAUGUUUUUCUUCUAAUUUUAGGAAUAAAUGUAAGAAUAGUCUUGUACAUUGGUUUGCUGGUCAGGUUGUUAUUCAUUUCUUUUAGUGAAAUUGGAUGGCAGUCUUAUUUAUUUUUUUAUUUGUUAGUCCAAAUUGAGAAGAGUGUAUAAAUGUUUUAACAAUAGAAAUGCAUUCAAAAAUGCUUAAAUAAUAUAUAUACAUAGGUAUAUUGUACAAUAAUCAUUUAGGAUAAUGGGUUGCUACUAAUGUUUUCGUGAGCGGUGCAUGAUGUUGUUUUUAACCGAUACUGGUGGAUUGCACGGUUAUUUGUACGAGCUGCUGUCUGUAUUUCAAACUGCUGCCCUAAAGUUUCCUUCUCAUUGUACUAACUUCACUGCAUUCAAUGUGCAACACUCAGUCGAAAGGCGAAAAGUGAUUCAAUGUUUGCACUGCUACACCAGAGACCUCUGUGUCAACUUCAGAUAAGGGUGGAACGUGUUUUCAUCUCUACGUUAUGGGGGAACCUUUUGUUUUAAAGCAUGUUAAAUGUCAAAUUGUGUGUUCUCUCUCUCUGAUGCUACCUUUACGGUUUGUCUGCUUGUGUAAUAGAGUACAAAACCUUAUGUAAGGCAUGCUGCAAUAUGUUAAACAAUUGAGUUAUUUAAAAAUAGAGCUAUUUAUUUUGCAUAUUUAUAACCUAAUCUUUUUAAGAUAAUUUUCUUUUUAGAUUGUACAUUGCGGUCUGCGCUGUACUUUCUAAAGAGAUGUUCAAUAGCAUUCAAUUGUUUAAACUCUGCCAGCUUUAAAAUGGAAAUGCAUUUGUUUUUAUAGACGAUGUAAAGCUCAAGAUGCUUCCACAAGAGGAAUGUUUGAAGUUCCCAGUUUAAAAAUUGUUUAUAUAAGCACAGCUUUGGUGUGAAGUUUUGUCAUUGUUCUGCUUCCAAGACGUGGUGGUGUAAAAGCCGGUUCUCUCAGAGCAAUAGUCGUCCUUUCUCUCCACACCCAAAUGAGCAAUACGCUACCCUAAGCAGCGUUUGUAAUGUUCCUGUAAAGGCAGGAAUUGUUUUUUCCAAAGACAUCUUAACAUGUUUAGAGCCCAACAGCGUGCCGGUUAGACCUUAGUGGGACUUGCACCAACACGUGUUGUAAUGUUUUCCUGCUCUGUGCACGAGCUUCGAAAGAGGGAAACCAUUCGGGAAGUAAAGUGAAUACUCUUUACACUUUUUUUUUUUGACCGCUGAUUCUUACUGCAGUGGUUCACUUUUGACGUUUGUUGAUUUUUGUUACUUUAUUUAUUGUCUUUUGCUGCCCCGGUAAACCUGCUGGUGAUUUAGGGACACUUCUCAAUGCUGUUCUUCUUCCUGCCUCCUAUAACUCUUGUAAAUAGAAACUUUUCUGCCUGUCAGGUGUUAGUUUUGUGAAUUGUGCUGUAUUUCUGUAUUGACAAAUUUGCUAAAGUGGGGAAAUUAAAAAAAAAAAAUCUACAAGCCGGA